CUAUAAAUACGAGACUUUUGUGCAUGCUGGUGGGAUAUAUAUGGAGAUAAGCGAAUCUGAGGGAGACAGAGACCAGCAAGCUCCUCAGCAAACAAGAGCUCACUUCUUCCUCCAGUAAUUUCACAUGUUUUAAAAGUUUCCGACCAGUUUACAUCGAGGAAAAAAGAGCAGCACAUCGAUCGCACAGUAAGGAAAGUUGGACGUCAUUUGAAAAUCGUGACGGAGCCUGAACCGCAAAAUUUGGCGAGGGAACUAUUCUUUACUUCGUAUUAUAACACACGCCCAAAUUUCAAGAAGGAGCCGUUGGAUCGGGAGAAUUUCCGAGCAGAACGAGAUGGAGGUCAACCAAACGCACCAGAAAUUCAUCCAACGACACAAAGCGCUCGUCUCCUCAACCGAGAAAGUGGACCGUUUUCAGAAGAAUGGACGCCUUCCUCCACACCCCGUCCAACCAUGUGAGCCAACAACACGUGAUGAGAACCACGUGCAGACACCUUCAGAUAACAGGAGCUCAUCGAAAGUCAAGAAAUUACCGCAAAUUGGCAGAAGGCGGGGUCGUCAUGUCGUGGGGAAAAUCUUUCCCUGCAAAAUAUGCCUACGUCCCUUCACCAACAGAUCCAGUGCUCACUUCCACGCCCACACCCACCUCAACCCCGACGAGAUGAAGCAGUCCUCACUUUUCCAUGAGAAGUGCCCCCACUGCGAAAAAGUGUUCUUCACUCGUCAACACUUUACCGACCACGUCAACGCGCACGAAGGUCACAAGAACCACGCCUGCCUCUCCGAAGAGGAAAAGGUCGCCCUCGUGAAGCAGGCGAGGAGUCGAGAGUGCCUCUUCUGCCAGAAGAAAUUCCCCGACAACGCCACUUAUCAUGCCCACCUGGCCACCCACACGACGGAGAAACCUUUCAGCUGCGACCAGUGUGAGGAACAGUUCAGUUUGAAGGGUAACUUAAACCUGCACAAGCGCAUUCACACUUCGAACCCAAAACGGUUCAAAUGCGAGGAAUGUGAUCAAGCGUUCAGUCAUAAACAUCAUCUGACCAGACACAAGAAGACGGUCCACCGGAAAUUGAAGGACAUCGCGUGCCUCCAGUGCCCCAAGAAGUUCGGGACGAAGGGUCACAUGGUGCGGCAUGUGAAGAGUGUUCAUGCCCAAAUCCGACAGCCCUGCCCCCAUUGCGGGAAGACAUUUUUGAGGAACGACCAUCUUGGGAGUCAUUUUAAGAGAGCUCAUCCGCCAGAAUAAUAUCAAGGGACGAAAUGUUUUACAUGUUUGAAAUACCUUUAUUUUCCCGAUUCCGAUUGAUAAAAAUUGCGUAAGGUGUAAACAUGACCCGAUCUUUGUUAUCUUUUUGAUUUUGACGAUUUUUAUGGAGUAAAGUGAUUAUAUUUUGUGUAAAA
This is a messenger RNA of Folsomia candida, 1404 nucleotides long. RefSeq names its product oocyte zinc finger protein XlCOF19. The record is from RefSeq and is a predicted model, not a curated record. The coding region runs from base 335 to 1249 and encodes 304 amino acids. Gene Ontology annotation, biological process: regulation of transcription by RNA polymerase II. The transcript is spliced from 2 exons. Lineage: Eukaryota; Metazoa; Arthropoda; Collembola; Entomobryomorpha; Isotomidae. Gene Ontology annotation, molecular function: RNA polymerase II cis-regulatory region sequence-specific DNA binding; DNA-binding transcription factor activity, RNA polymerase II-specific.